This is a messenger RNA of Phodopus roborovskii (desert hamster), 411 nucleotides long. RefSeq names its product prostate and testis expressed protein 13. The transcript has 4 exons. The record is from RefSeq and is a predicted model, not a curated record. Lineage: Eukaryota; Metazoa; Chordata; Mammalia; Rodentia; Cricetidae. Bases 1 to 411 code for a protein of 136 amino acids.
AUGUCUCGCAUGCUUCUGCUGAGUAUAUCCAUAGUUCUCCUCAUGGACACAGGAGACAGAGUGCUGACAUUUAGCUUGAUAAGAUUUUGCAACCUAUGUGAUCGCUUUGAUGGAAGCAAAUGCCUCAGUGGCAUGAAAAGUUGCUGGAAGUUUGACCUGUUGCGGUACAACAGGACUUGUACCACAGAAAACUUUUAUUUUAGUAACCGUUUCACAGGGCUAUACCUUUUUCGUUACUCAAAACUGUCCUGUAAAUCCUGUGCACAUGGAAUGUUUCAAGUAUUCCAUGACCUUCUGAGAGAAACAUUUUGCUGUAAUGACAGGAGCUACUGUAAUAACGGCAUUGUCACCUUAGAGACCUCAUCAUUAUAUUUAGAGGAUAUGAGGGAGAAGAAAGAGGUGAAUGACUGA